ACCUUCAAACAACUUCCUGUUUGUGUAUUAGCGGAUAUGAAGGAGUUUUUCCGCUGUUCUCAUUCCUCUCUGUCCCAAUUCUACUGUUGAUUUAAUACGUGAGUAAAACUGAGGACUAAAGAUGUCUGAAACCGGGAACCGACUACGGAAGCUUCUCGAAUCGCCCAAUUUCGACCCGCAAAGCUACGUGAAGCAGCUGUCCCAGCAGUCCGACGGAGACAGAGACCUGCAGGAGCAUCGGCAGAAAAUCCAGAAUCUGGCCGACGAAACGGCCCAGAAUCUCAAAAAGAAUGUUUACAAGAACUACAGGCAGUUCAUCGAGACGGCCAAAGAAAUCUCAUACCUGGAGAGCGAGAUGUACCAGCUGAGCCACAUCCUGACUGAGCAGAAGAGCAUCAUGGAGAGCAUCACUCAGUCCCUGCUCUCCACGGAUAAAGAUGAGACCUCCAAGGAGAUGCAGGCAGCUUUCCCCAAGGAGACAGAGGAGCUGAAGCAGAGGACGCUCACCUCCCUGCUGGAGAAGGUGGAAGGAGCAAAGAACAUCAUGGACAUCCCGGGGAGACACCUGGUCUACAAUGGAGACCUGGUGGAGUUUGACGUGGACAACAUGUCGCCCAUCCAGAAGGUUCACGCUUUCCUCAUGAACGAUUGCCUGCUGAUCGCCACCUGGUUACCCAACCGCAGAGGCACGGUGAAGUACAAAUACAACGCCUUGUACGACCUUGAGAGCUUCGCCGUGGUGAACGUGAAGGACAACCCCCCUAUGAAGGACAUGUUCAAGAUCCUCAUGUUCCCCGACAGCCGCAUCUUCCAGGCGGAGAACAGCAAAGUGAAGAAGGAGUGGCUGGAGAUCCUGGACGAGACCAAGAAGAACAAAGCUUCCAAGGAGAAGCACAAGAAGGAGGAGGAGGUCCCCACGUCUCCGGUGCGGGCCGAGGUGUCCACCAACCCCUUCGACAUGGAGGACGAGGAAACGGUGGAGUCAGAGGACGGCGUGGAUCUCAGCCUGGAGUGGAUCCAGGAGCUGCCGGAGGAUCUGGACGUGUGCAUCGCGCAGAGGGACUUCGAGGGCGCAGUGGACCUGCUGGACAAACUGAACGAGUAUCUGAAGGACCAGCCGGCGACGCCCAGGGUGAAGGAGCUCCGGGCGAAGGUGGAUGAGCGUGUGCGGCAGCUGACGGAGGUCCUGGUGUUUGAGUUGUCUCCAGAUCGCUCCCUUCGCGGUGGACCUAAAGCCACCCGGCGGGCGGUGUCCCAACUCAUCCGACUUGGUCAGUCCACCAAAGCAUGCGAACUCUUCCUGAAGAACCGCGCCGCCGCCGUCCAGACAGCGAUCCGGCAGCUUCGCAUCGAAGGAGCCACGCUUCUCUACAUCCACAAGCUCUGCAACAUCUUCUUCACCAGCUUGCUGGAAACCGCCAAGGAGUUUGAGAUGGACUUUGCGGGAAAUAUGGGCUGCUACUCGGCCUUUGUGGUCUGGUCCAGGUCGGCCAUGACCAUGUUUGUAGACACCUUCAGCAAACAGGUGUUUGACAGUAAGGAGAGUCUGUCCACAGCAGCCGAGUGCGUCAAAGUGGCCAAAGAGCACUGCCAGCAGCUGACCGAGAUCGGCCUGGACCUGACCUUCACUCUGCAGUCACUGCUGGUUAAGGACGUCAAGGCGGCCCUGCAGAGCUACAAGGAUAUCAUCAUCGAAGCCACCAAGCACAGGAACUCAGAGGAGAUGUGGAGGAGGAUGAACCUGAUGACCCCUGAGGCUUUGGCCAAACUCAAGGAAGAGAUGCGCAGCUGUGGUAUCAACUUCCAGCUGUACACAGGCGACGACUGCUGGGUCAACCUCAGUUACACGGUCGUAGCCUUCACCAAGCAGAUGAUGAGCUUCCUGGAGGAAGGCCUGAAGCUCUACUUCCCUGAGCUGCACAUGGUGCUGCUGGAGAGCCUACGGGAGAUCAUCCUGGUGGCCGUGCAGCACGUCGACUACAGCCUGCGCUGCGAGCAGGACUCCGAGAAGAAGUCCUUCAUCCUGCAGAACGCCAGCUUCCUGCACGACACCGUGCUGCCGGUGGUGGAGCGGCGCUUCGAGGAGGCCGUGGGCAAGCCGGCCAAGCAGCUGCAGGACCUGAGGAAGAGCACGAGGCCAGUGCGGAUCAACCCUGACAGCACCACUUCCUUGGUGUGAGGCGGUCAGGAACGCCCACGCAUCCGUUCCCUCCCUGCAAUUUCACAGCUGACUGAAACACUAAUUACUGCUUUUGGUUGUGAGGCUGCAGCAGCAGCAGCAAAAUGAAAACAGUACGCACAACUUUUCUGUUCUCACAUAAAGGUUUAUUUUAGUUUAUGAAAAUAAUUCCUCUUCAAGAGUUGGACAUAGCAAAUACAUUGCAAAACCAAAAUCUAAGCAAGUAUUUUAGUGUAGUUUCUAGUGUAAAUAUCUUACUACACUUAAAAUAAUAAGCUAUAGAAGCUUGUUUUAUGUCAAUAAUUCCCUAAUAUUGAUGAAAAGUUCCAGUUCUAUUGGCAGAUUAUUUCACUUAUAACAUGGGAAAAAUGUCUUGUUAUAAGUAAAAUAAUCUGCCAGUGGAAUUAGUAAUUUCUCUGCAAUUUUAAGAAAUUAUUGACUUAAAACAAGCUCCUAUAUCUUCCCGAGAAGUUACUGAUGUGUAAGUUUUGUCUUAUGUCAAGAGGACUAAGAGAUUUGCGCUGGAAACUAGACCAAAAUUACUUGAUAAGAUUUUAUGUUUUUGCAGUGUAUGCACUUUAUGCUUCUUUGCCUCUUUCAUUUUUUGCCAAAUUUAAUAAUCAAAUGCAGAUUUUUAAAAAUGUUUGCAUAAAACAAAGAUAUUUGCUUCAGAUUAACAAGUUUACGAACCAGUAAUGUUGAUUUUCAUGUUGUAAAAAUACAUGAGGUGUUUAUGAUGGUGUAUUAGGGCCAUCAUAGAUUAAAAAAAACAAAAGGAGUAAAUUUCCAACAAAAAAUGUCAGAAAUUUUCUAGAUAAAUCUUGGAAAUUUCUGUUUCUUACAAAAUUUGUAAGAAGAAAAUAGGGAGAUUUUGAGAUUAAUCUCAGAAAUUUUCUUGAAAAAAUAUUUUCUGAGUUUGAAAAGUGAAAAAUUGUCAAAUUUUGAGACUCAGAAAAUUUUCAAGUCUAGAAAAUUUCUGAGAUUAAUCUCAAAAUUUGAUUUUUUUUCUAGGAAAUAUAUAUAUAAUUUUUCAAAAAGAUUUCUGAGAAUAAUCUACAAAUUUCUGAGUUUAUUCUUGGAAAUUUAGCCUCUUUAUUUUUUAAAUCUACAGUGGCCCUAAUCCGCCGUCGUAGAUGUGUUGUUUGAUCAUGUAAAUUUUGAGGCGGCCAUUUUGUAUGUUGGAUGAUUAAAAGGGAUGAAUAAACAACUCCAUUAUGUCGAA
Molecule: messenger RNA, 3401 nt
Organism: Xiphophorus couchianus (Monterrey platyfish)
Lineage: Eukaryota; Metazoa; Chordata; Actinopteri; Cyprinodontiformes; Poeciliidae
Gene: exoc8
Product: exocyst complex component 8
Exons: 5
Coding region: 122-2179 (685 amino acids)
Biological process (GO): Golgi to plasma membrane transport; intracellular protein localization; exocytosis
Cellular component (GO): exocyst
Source: RefSeq, a predicted model, not a curated record